AUGCUCGUUGCAAUCAGAGAUCUAACAACGUCCUAUUUCUCCUCCCACCCACCGUCGCUAGUACCUCCCACCCAGCCGUCGCUCUCCAUCCCAUUCCCGUAUCCUCUCCCUCACUUUCCGCCGUCACCUCUCCCUCCCACUCCGCCAUCGCCUCUCUCUCCCACCUCACAAUCACUCCGUUCCACCCGCCAUCUCCUCUCCCUUACCUCCCCACCGUCGCCUCUCCCUCCUCCCCGCCGCCGCCUCUCCCUCCUCCCCGCCGUCACCUCUCCCUCCUCCCCGCCGUCGCCUCUCCGUCCUCCCCGCCGUCGCCUCUCCCUCCUCCCCGCCGUCGCCUCUCCCUCCUCCCUCUUGUCGCCUUUCCCUCCUCCCCGCCGUCGCCUCUCCCUCCUCCCCGCCGUCGCCUCUCCCUCCUCCCCGCCGUCGCCUCUCCCUCCCUCCCGCCGUCGCCUCUCCCUCCCUCCCGCCGUCGCCUCUCCCUCCUCCCUGCCGUCGCCUCUCCCUCCUCCCUGCCGUCGCCUCUGGCGACAGGUGCACGAGCGCAAGCGCGAGUUGGUGCGCGAGGGCGGGUCGAUGCGCGAGCUCGGAAGGGUGCGCGAGCGCUGUUUGGUGCGCGAGCGCGGGUUGGUGCGCCAGCGAGGGUUGUUUUCUGAGGCAUUCUGA
Messenger RNA from Closterium sp. Naga37s-1, 663 nucleotides. Lineage: Eukaryota; Viridiplantae; Streptophyta; Zygnematophyceae; Desmidiales; Closteriaceae. The record is from the annotation of a GenBank genome assembly.